GUUGCGCUUGCAGCAAUUCUUCUUCAGAAUGCCGACUUGAUUCUAUUGGAUGAGCCCACAAAUAAUCUCGAUCUGUCGGCUAUCUUGUGGCUUCGGACGUCUAUUUUAGAAAAGUGCAAAAAUGUCACACUGAUUAUCGUGUCACACGAGAUACAUUUUUUAGAUAGCGUGGCGAAUAAGCUGUUUGAGCUGAAUGCCGCCAAGGGUUGUCUGAAUAUAAGCGGGGGUACAUAUUCAGAUUACAUCGAAAUGCGCCAGAAAGCUCAUAUGAAGUACGAGUUAGAGUACGAAUCCCGGCAGUCAGAACUAUCCCGUCUUCAGAAACAGUCGCAGAAACGAAAGGACCAGAGUGAGCGUGGCUCACAGGUAGGUUUGGCGAAGGCGUGCUCUGUCUGGCCCUCAAUUUAUCUGUAG
Molecule: messenger RNA, 414 nt
Organism: Sphaeroforma arctica JP610
Lineage: Eukaryota; Ichthyosporea; Ichthyophonida
Exons: 2
Molecular function (GO): ATP binding
Source: RefSeq, a predicted model, not a curated record